GGCCGCUUCGUCCCGGGGGAGCCGGCCGAUGCCCGGCUCUGGCCGUCCCCUCCUGCCUGCAGGUCUCGCCACGGAUCAGGCAGGCUCCCCUUCCUGCCUGACGCAUUACCCAGCGCCGUCAACGUGCCCCGGGACUUCGAACUCCACUACCUGCAGAGCCGCAUCCCCAUGGGCGCCGAGCAGGAGGCGGCAGUGCCCAUCGCAUGGACUGAGAUCUUCUCAGGCAAGACGGUGACUCAUGAGGACAUCAAGUAUGAGCAGGCGUGCAUCCUCUACAACCUGGGUGCGCUGCACUCCAUGCUGGGCGCCAUGGACAAGAGAGUGUCCGAGGAGGGCAUGAAGGUUUCCUGCACCCAUUUCCAGUGCGCUGCCGGGGCGUUUACGUACCUGCGGGAUCACUUCCCCCACUCCUACAGCGUAGACAUGAGCCACCAGAUCCUCAACCUCAACAUCAACCUCAUGCUGGGCCAGGCGCAGGAGUGUCUCCUGGAGAAAUCCAUGCUGGACAACAGGAAGAGUUUCCUCGUGGCCCGGAUCAGCGCCCAGGUGGUGGAUUACUACAAAGAGGCCUGCCGGGCGCUGGAAAACUCGGAGACAGCCUCGCUGCUGGGAAAGAUCCAGAAGGACUGGAAGAAGCUGGUUCAGAUGAAGAUCUAUUAUUUUGCUGCUGUGGCCCAUCUGCACAUGGGAAAACAGGCUGAGGAGCAGCAGAAGUUUGGGGAACGGGUCAUCUACUUCCAGAGCGCUCUGGAUAAACUCAACGAAGCUAUCAAGCUGGCAAAGGGCCAGCCAGAAACCGUCCAGGAAGCCCUGAGAUUCACCAUGGAUGUGAUCGGUGGCAAGUACAAUUCGGCCAAAAAGGACAACGACUUCAUCUACCACGAAGCUGUGCCUGCGCUGGACACCCUGCAGUCUGUGAAAGGUGCUCCCUUGGUGAAAGCCCUCCCCGUCAACCCCACGGAUCCGGCCGUCACCGGCCCCGAUAUAUUUGCCAAACUGGUGCCCAUGGCUGCCCACGAGGCCUCUUCGCUGUACAGCGAGGAGAAGGCCAAACUGCUGAGAGACGUGAUGGCAAAGAUCGAAGCCAAGAACGAAGUGCUGGAGUACGUCUUUGCCCAGACCAUCGGGGGCGACGCUGCAGUGCUGCGCCCCGAGCUGGCCGUGGUUUGGGAUGGGGGGGACCUGCAGGGAGUGCUCUCCGGGGUCUUCACCGACGUGGAGGCUUCCCUGAAGGAGAUCCGUGACCUCCUCGAGGAGGAUGAGGCUCAGGAGCGGAAGCUGCAGGAGCUGCUUGGGAAGGUCCCACCGCCCCAGGGAUCCCCUCCGCCGCCGUCCCCGGGGCUGGCCGAGGUCAGCAAGGAGUGCUCCAAGUACAUGGAGGUGCACGAGAAGGCCAGCUUCACCAACACCGAGCUCCACAAAGCCAUGAACCUCCACAUCGGCAACCUCCGCCUGCAGCUGCGCGAGAUGAUCCAGAAGGACGAUAUCACCACCUCGCUGGUCACCACCGACCGCUCCGAGAUGAAGAAGCUCUUUGAGGAGCAGCUGAAGAAAUACGACCAGAUCAAGGUCUACCUGGAGCAGAACCUGGCUGCCCAGGAGAACGUCCUGAAGGCCCUGACGGACGCCAAUGUCAAAUACGCGGCUGUGCGCAAGGCCCUGGCCGAGGUGGAGCACAAGUGA
This is a messenger RNA of Pygoscelis adeliae (Adelie penguin), 1683 nucleotides long. It is a transcript of the gene PTPN23, whose product is annotated as protein tyrosine phosphatase, non-receptor type 23. Lineage: Eukaryota; Metazoa; Chordata; Aves; Sphenisciformes; Spheniscidae. The record is from RefSeq and is a predicted model, not a curated record. The transcript is spliced from 16 exons. Gene Ontology annotation, biological process: endocytic recycling; early endosome to late endosome transport; protein transport to vacuole involved in ubiquitin-dependent protein catabolic process via the multivesicular body sorting pathway. Gene Ontology annotation, cellular component: endosome. Gene Ontology annotation, molecular function: protein binding. The annotation marks the transcript as partial.